Molecule: messenger RNA, 591 nt
Organism: Echinococcus granulosus
Lineage: Eukaryota; Metazoa; Platyhelminthes; Cestoda; Cyclophyllidea; Taeniidae
Product: Sushi, nidogen and EGF-like domain-containing protein
Exons: 3
Coding region: 1-591 (196 amino acids)
Biological process (GO): heterophilic cell-cell adhesion; establishment or maintenance of epithelial cell apical/basal polarity
Cellular component (GO): protein-containing complex; plasma membrane
Molecular function (GO): calcium ion binding
Source: RefSeq, a predicted model, not a curated record
AUGCCUAUUCAAGUCUUUCUACUUCCACGAGCCACCAAAUUCACCUUCUCCUCCCGCGGACUACAUAUCCUGCUGAUCCUACUCCUCAUUUACCAUCUACCACCUUCCGACGCUGCCAACGCGUGCGAUGCACAACCCUGUAAGAACGGUGCGACAUGUCGAGAGCGAGUGGUUCCCCAGAGCAUCUACUUUGAACCGCAAAACCUUCUGCCUUAUGAGUGCGACUGCCCUUUUGGGUGGGAGGGUGUCAACUGCACUGUCAAUGUGGACGAUUGUAAGGGCAAUCCCUGCCUCAAUGGUGGGCAAUGCGAGGAUCGACCCAAUGCACAAUUCGUCUGUCACUGCAGCGAAGGCUUUAUUGGUCAAAAGUGCGAAUUCCGAGACCCGUGUUUGGACUCACCGUGUCAAAACAAUGGGCGUUGCGACUCCUCUCCUCUCGGUGUCUACCAGUGCAUUUGUCCGCGUUGGUAUGAGGGCCAGAACUGUGAAAAAGCAAGUCCCAUUGUCUUGUUUUGGCCUAUCUCGCCGCUUGUCAUUGUUUUCCACCCUUUCUCCACCACUCUUACCCUCCUUCCUCCACACGUUCACUAG